CUAAAAAUAAUCUAAGCGGGACGAAACCAAACCAAGAAUACCUAUUCCCUUUAAUAGUAGGUAUAGAUAUAGAUUUGCUCGCUACGACGCUAAACACGCUAUAGCGUGCUAUUUUGGCGUUUUAGCGAAAAAACGUUAUACGUUUUAGCGUGGAAUGGACCAAAACAGGGUCAUCUAGGCUGUUGGACAGACAGCAGGCUCAACAGCCCAUUGGGGAAUCGGCCCAAAACUUUCUCUUGACCUAACCUAGCCAUCGGGCAUCAGACCACAACACCACGCACUGGCAAUCCCCUCCCAAGUUUCACAUCGAUAGCUUGUAGCGGCGGCGGCUGCUGCGGUGACCCCAACUCGAAGCUGCCGCGUCCAUGUCAGCCACACCGUCGGCGCCGGCGACUCAGCCAGGCCUCGGCGUGUCAAGCACAGCAUCAACAGCCCAUGGACAAGCUGCCAUUGCGAAUGCGAAGUCAAAAGACCCAGGAUGGAAAUAUUGCAUUUGCCCGGAUGAAAACAAGAAGAAUUCACUUAGGUGCAUCUAUUGUAAUAAUCUGUACACCAAUGGUAUUACUCGGAUCAAGUUCCACCUUGGAAACAUUCCGAAUUCCAAUGUUCUACCUUGCACAAAAGUGCCUGCUGAUGUAAGGGAUGAAAUUGUUGAGUAUUUGACAAGGAAGGGUGAGAAAAACGCAAUGAAGGUUACAGAGCAGAAGAGAAGGAGAUGUGAAGUGGACUUGAGCCACUCAGAGGGGGAAGGUGCUAGUGACUCAGAUGACUCAUAUUAGUGCCCUUGAAAAAUAUUUGCCUAUGUUAUGCUAGCAAACUUGAUUUGUUCUCAACUUCAUAGAAGUGUCCUGUUGUCCGUGUUGUAAAUGUACGCAAUCCUGGUGUUCGUGUUGCUUGAUAUGAAUUGAUGGCUGGUUUGUGCUGUACAGUGUAUAACUUUCCUUGAUGUAGAAUAUAUUUCCUUGCUUCCUUACUGUGAUAA
Messenger RNA from Triticum aestivum (bread wheat), 982 nucleotides. RefSeq lists its product as uncharacterized. The transcript is spliced from 2 exons. The record is from RefSeq and is a predicted model, not a curated record. Bases 366 to 779 code for a protein of 137 amino acids. Lineage: Eukaryota; Viridiplantae; Streptophyta; Magnoliopsida; Poales; Poaceae.